Molecule: messenger RNA, 1191 nt
Organism: Closterium sp. NIES-67
Lineage: Eukaryota; Viridiplantae; Streptophyta; Zygnematophyceae; Desmidiales; Closteriaceae
Source: the annotation of a GenBank genome assembly
AUUACAGUUUGCACGAUGCGUAUGCGUCAGAAACUCGACCUCUCGUCUCGUUUCAUGCUAGCAUUUUCGUAGCUAUUAUUUGUACCGCACGCACGACGCAGCUCCCACCUCGGACUCUAUUAUCUGCACACCAAGACGACCCUACUGUUAGCAUUGGUCGAAGAAGAACAAGCUGGUCGAAGAAGAACAAGGAUCACUACUAGCCUGAGGCCGCGAGGUUUCGUAGAUUCUAAACUGCAUCGUCGACUCUCGAGUCCAAUCGCAUUAGGGCAUUAUUACCAGAUUCACCUUUUUCGCGAUUUCCCGAACUUCCUGAAAUCAAUGGGUCGAGCAUCAAUGAGGGGCUCGGCGGCCCUGCUGCUCUUCGCUGCCGUCAGCGUGCUCUGCGUGGCGCAAGCCGCGUCAGCCUAUACCGGGUACCAGCAGAUGGUAGCGAAGCUGAAGACAAGGGGUUUUAGCACCACGCUCGCUGCCUGGAAGACGUCUGGUCUCAACAACACCCUCAAGGAGAUCCUCCCAACCUCCAAGAUGACUAUCUUCGCGCCAAUCAACAGCGCCUUUAACAAGCUCACUGGCAGCUUCCAGUACUCCGAGCUGAAGAAGAAUCCCAAGGCGCUGCUGCAGGUCAUGGCGUACCACGUCUCGAAGCAGCGGUUCUACGACUCCACCCUCCAGGCGCUGCCAGUCAAGACGCAGCUUGCCACCAUCGACUACAAGUUCGUGCUGGUGAAGACCAGAACCAAGCCAGCAUCAUUCAGCAAGCCCGGGGCUGUUGGCGGGCUCAAGAUCGUUGCUCCGGACCUCUAUGUGGACCCCCAAGUGAUUGUGCAUGGCGUCGACACCGUCGUCAUCCCACCCAAGAUUCAAUAAUGCUGCCCUUGGAUGGGCUGGAGUGGGGAAGAGGAGGGGGUGUGGGGGGGAGGGGGGGGAGGGGGAGCAUUUGCUUUUGUGCAUUUUGUCCAUCACUUGGUGCUGGCAUCCAUACGUGGCAGGAAACAACGAUGCAUCCUAGGCUGUGUUGUCCGGAAUUUUGAAGGAAUUGGCCUUCCCUUUUACUGAACACCGAUGCGUAAUGUGUCUUGGCAUCACAACAUUCCUCCUAACACAGCACUCAUUUGCUGAAUCCCUGAGGGCAGCGUGCUCGUUCUGGACUCGUGCUGUUAAUAUGGGAAUGGAAGAAUCAGGACGAUU